AUGAACGAUUCUGAACCAUCGACUGAGACGUUUACACCCAUUCAAUACGAGCCUGAUAAUCCCGCCAGUAUUACACGGCGGGGGACACCUGUUCAAGCAGGCUCCUCCCGAUACAGUCCAUAUGCAUGUAGCACCACGAGCUCAAAACCCUCCACGUCGUUGGCAUCGGCCAGCAUGAUGGGCGAUGCCGAGGGUCCUCAAUGUCCUCUAAAGGUCCCCCAACCUAGCAUGAAGGACUAUGACGCAACACAAACACUGGCUGUCCAUUGGGCACAAAAGCGCCUCAUUAUGGACAGUGUAUUCGAGGGUUGGAUCAGAAACACCAAAGAUGAGAAGGCCAACAUGGACACCCGCGUCACUGAGAUCAUCUCUCAGGCUAAUAUAAAAUUCAAUUGUAUGUUGCUACCCAGCAAAUAUCUCAAAGACUGUAUAAUCGAUGCCUUAAUCAAGAAUCGCAGAGCGCUCGUGAAAAAAGCUGAAAAAUUUGUGCAUUUAUACAACCUCGAACCACCGCCACAGAUGUCCGGUGAGGACCGCAAGUCUUAUAUGAAUCAACGAAGGGCAGAACUCUACGAUCCAACACAGCCCUUCGGAUACUAUCUACACGGCAAACAGGAAACUCCGACAUCUACCGACGUGCUUGUGUUCGCACAUCCAGCUGUCCAAGGUGUUCAUAUGGCACACUGGUAUGAAAGCAAGAAAUCCCCGCUUUGUGACAGAGAGAUGAGGUCAUUGAUGUCGACCACGACCAUUCACAUGCUCUCAGGGUCAGCAACAGCAAUCAGGUAUGUCAUUGAUCGGCAUGCCGAUGAUCAACCCUCCGCAUCGAAGAACACGCUGCAGUACUCUACCGAGUUGUAUUCGGGCGAGCAGGACUUGAUUACGAAUGCGAUGGCGUAUACCCUUCAGACAGAUAUACAUCGUGAGCCAUUCGAGAGGCGUUUACUGGGUCUUCAUCACAAUGGGCUUCAGGCCCUGCACAAGAUGCUGAAAAUUCCGCCUCCUCAGAUUCCAAUCUACGUACCUGUGACGACGGGGGAGUUAAGCAUACCACGCCCAAUUUCCAUUUUGUCACCGCUCGUGCAAAUGAGUGAUCGAGUGCCCUCGAUGACAGUGCAACCGCAGAUGACAGUGCAACCGCAGAUGACGGAGUUAACACAGACUCUGGACUUAGAUGACUUCAAUUUCAGUUCAUGGUUGUCUGACUUGUCGGAGGAGCAGCCCACGGCCUCUGGGUCAAGGUUGAUCGAAGGGUCUUUCAAUAUAUAG
This is a messenger RNA of Suillus fuscotomentosus, 1269 nucleotides long. RefSeq lists its product as uncharacterized. The record is from RefSeq and is a predicted model, not a curated record. Bases 1 to 1269 code for a protein of 422 amino acids. Lineage: Eukaryota; Fungi; Basidiomycota; Agaricomycetes; Boletales; Suillaceae. The transcript is spliced from 4 exons.